GAAGAAGGAAAAGUCUGGACAGGUUCAGGUACCUCAAACCUCAAACUUCACCUCGAUUCAUCUCCAAGCUAUCGUGGAAAGUGACGACAUUGAGGUGGUGAGUCGGUGGUGGCCCUCGCCAUGGUGCUGCCACCACCGGACAAACGGCACGUCUGUCUCACCACCAUCGUCAUCAUGACCAGCAUGGCGUUCAUGGACGCCUACCUGGUGGAGCAGAACCAGGGUCCGCGCAAGAUCGGCGUCUGCAUCAUCGUCCUGGUCGGCGACGUGUGCUUCCUCAUAGUGCUCCGCUACGUGGCCGUCUGGGUGGGGGCCGAGGUCCGGACGGCGCGGCGCGGCUACGCCAUGAUCCUCUGGUUCCUCUACAUCUUUGUCUUGGAGAUCAAGCUCUACUUCGUCUUCCAGAACUGCAAGGCGGACCGGAAGAGUCUGGAGACGGUCGCCAGGAAGGCGCUGACUUUACUUUUGUCGGUCUGCGUCCCGGGACUCUAUUUGGUCCUGGUGGCUCUGGACAGCAUGGAAUACGUACGGACGUUCAGAAAGAAAGAGGACAUGAGGGGCAGGCUGUUUUGGGUGGCCUUGGACCUCCUGGAUUUGCUCGACAUCCAGGCGAACCUUUGGGAACCCCAGCGAACGGGGCUGCCCAUUUGGGCGGAGGGGCUGAUGUUCUUCUACUGCUACAUCCUCCUCUUGAUCCUACCCUGCGUAUCCUUGAGCGAGAUCAGCGUCCAGGGUGAGAACGUGUCCCUGCAGAAGAUGAUGCUCUACCCCAUGCUCAGUCUGGUCACCAUUAAUGUAGUGACCAUCCUCAUACGCGGGGUCAACAUGGUGCUCUUCCAGGACAGCCGCGUGUCUACCAUCUUCGUCGGCAAGAACGUGGUAGCGAUAGCCACCAAAGUGUGCACCUUCCUGGAGUACCGGAAGCAGUCCCGGGAGUUCCCGCCGCGCGAGAACGCGACCGGCAUCCCCAUGGAGAUCCAGCCGAACUCCGUCGGGCACGGGCAGGUUUUACCGAACGCCACGAGCCUCCCGCACGAACUCACGCCCGUGCAGGAGAUUCUGGACACAUGACUGAGCAAACAAUUAGCAUCGGCAGACAGCGAGGCUCUGUCCUUCCGUCCUGGCAGAGUUUUAUCAGAUCGGUUCAGUGCAUGAGUUUCUGAUUCAGACUUGAUUGAGUUUCUGGUCAGACUGACAGCAGGUCAGAUCCAGAACAUUUCCAAGAACGCUUAACUGUGCAGAAUCUUUCUGAUGUUGUUUUUUUCUCCUCUCCUCUCCUACCUGACCCAAUGGAUGUAAGCGUCUCUAAAUCGGCUCUCGGAACGUAAAAGGACUUUGGCCGAGAUGAAGGACAGCGAAAGCAAUUAUUGAUUCCCGUCCGAGAGAAUUCGGCUCUUUGGAGACGUCUGUUUCGGUCGGGUUCGGUCCGUCACGAUGGAGAGUAAUUGAGUCUUCAAUUGACUUCGAGUUAAGUAUGAGGGGUUCGUGAGGUUCGCCAGGAUUCAGUUUGGAUAACAAGAUUACAGGGGGUGGGGGGUGUUAGGAGUUCAUUUUAAGGACCCCAGCACACAGGGGGGAAUAGAAAGUGCGACUGGUCUGAAUAACGUUUAUAAAAUAUAUAUCAAAUGAAAUAUCUGUGUACAUUCCCUCACAACAAGCCUUGAGAGUCAGUGAGAGUCAGUGAAUGCACUUGCAAAGCAUAUUUGGGUAAAAUAAUUCAAUUAUUAUUAUUAUAAUUAUAUAUAUUAUUAUUAUUAUGUACCCGUGUGAUUCGUUUUUACAUUUUAUGUUAAAAUACAUUUAAUUAAAAAGAUUCUUAAUUCUU
Trichomycterus rosablanca is the source of this 1825-nucleotide messenger RNA. It is a transcript of the gene tmem121ab, whose product is annotated as transmembrane protein 121Ab. Bases 121 to 1071 code for a protein of 316 amino acids. The transcript has a single exon. Lineage: Eukaryota; Metazoa; Chordata; Actinopteri; Siluriformes; Trichomycteridae. The record is from RefSeq and is a predicted model, not a curated record.